AUGGCGAACUGGCAUCCCCGGGAGAUGGUGAACUGGCAUUCCCGGGCUAUGCACGACAGGGCAGCAGCAGUCCCUCGGGAGGCGACUGCAGGAAGGGAGCCAGGACUAACUGUGGUGCUGGGAGCGACAAGCAGUCCUCCCUCGGCUGUGGUGGUGGAACCAGCAGGUAUUCUGCCUUUGCUGGUGGGGAUGAGAGCGGCAAACGAUCCUUUCAUGGAAGUGGGGGUGGAGGUGGAACCAGCAGCCCUCCAGGAGCUUCAGAUGGCCAGACUGGAGCUAGGAAGAGUACAGGAGAUGUUAAAACCCCCAGACAACCCACAGGUGAAUAACAGUUCUUCAGGGACAGCCAGUAUUGUCUCAGACAGCCCUGAUAUUGCAGCACAGCAUGAAAGCACAGACCAAGAAGAAACCAAGAACAUCAAAGUGCUGAGUGGAGAGGAAACUCAGAAGGGCCAUGCAAAGGAACAGCAGCUAGAGGGCGCUCAAGCACGGCUGGAGAUCCUAAAGGGGGCUCUGUACAAGAGGGAGAGGGAGAUUACAGAGUUUCUUCAGAGUGAAAAGAGCAGGGGGGGCAGUGGGCAAUACCCUUGCAGAGCUUUGCUGAGGACUCUUGUAGAAAAGUUUAAACAGGUCAGCGAAGAAAAUAAAAAAAUUGUGGAAAAUUACAACACUGAAAGGGUCCUGAGGAAAAAGUACUAUAACAUGGUAGAAGACAUGAAAGGUAAAAUCAGAGUCUUCUGCCGCAUAAGACCUUUAAAUAAAUCUGAAGAAGCCCGUGGAAGCCAGUUUGUUGUUGGCUGCCCAGAUGAAUAUUCUGUGACUGUGGGCUGUGCCCGUGGACUGAAAGAGUUCCAAUUUGACAGGAUUUUCAAUAGCACAAGCUCCCAGGAGGAAAUUUUUGAGGACACAAGCAGGCUAAUACAGUCAGCUGUAGAUGGCUACAAUGUGUGCAUUUUUGCUUAUGGGCAGACUGGCUCUGGGAAGACAUUUACUAUGAUAGGUGACAAAGAACUAAAAAGUCCUGGUGUGAUGCCAAGAGCUUUCAACCGGAUUUUCCAUAUUGUAGAGGAAAAUAAAACUAAAUUUGAUUUUAAGGUCUCUGUCUACAUGCUGGAGCUGUAUAAUGAACGCUUGCUGGAUCUUUUUGUAAACCCAAAUGAGGCCUUUAGCAAAAAGAUUGAAAUUAAGAAGGACAAAAAGGGUCUUGUGUUUGUUCAGGGGGCAGAGACAAAAGAGGCAGCCAGUGCUGAAAUGCUCUUUGCACUGUUUAAACAAGGCUGUAUGAACCGACAUAUUGCACCCACAAAAAUGAAUGUUGAAAGCUCCCGAUCGCACCUGAUCAUUGGAGUGACAAUUGAAAGUACAAACCUCACGAAUGGAAGUGUUACAUAUGGGAAACUCAGCCUGGUUGAUCUGGCAGGAAGUGAAAGGGCAGCAAAGACUGGAGCAAAGGAUGAGCAACUGAAGGUAAAUGGUAUAAUUAAUUUAUUUUGGAGCUUUAAUGUAGUGUUGCUUUCAUUAAUUCAUGUCUGAUCUAUAAGAACAUUUGGUACACCAGUGUGUAAGUAUUAACCUGUCCCUCUAACAACCUGGCCUCUAGUGAAUGCAAGAAAUGUCAUAUUUGGUCUAUGAUUUCUUGUCUCUUUCUGGUAGAUGUAUCUAUGUUCUUAACCCAACAAAUAUAAGAACGUAAGGUUGUGGAUGCAACCCUGGUUCUCUGAAAGAGAAAAUAGCCAUCAAUUAAUGGGUAUCGCGGUCAGGAGAUAGGGUUAUGCUGAACUUAAUAUAAAAGCUGCCUUUAGGCCUCCAUAGCUCUGAUGUCAGCACCCCGCCCCUCGGGUGCUGAAUAACUAUGCACAGCGUAGGAAGCUCGGCCUCUUUUGCUUGAGGCCGCAAGGGCUACUGAAGCAACCUCGCUGCUUGAUAGAUAUUUUCUCUUUCAGAGAACCGGGGUUGCA
Polyodon spathula (Mississippi paddlefish) is the source of this 1958-nucleotide messenger RNA. RefSeq names its product kinesin-like protein KIN-14I (gene kifl). Bases 1 to 1533 code for a protein of 510 amino acids. Gene Ontology annotation, biological process: microtubule-based movement. The record is from RefSeq and is a predicted model, not a curated record. Gene Ontology annotation, molecular function: microtubule binding; microtubule motor activity; ATP binding. The transcript has 9 exons. Lineage: Eukaryota; Metazoa; Chordata; Actinopteri; Acipenseriformes; Polyodontidae.